AUGAGGCUCCUGCCGGGGGCAACCCCCGGCGUUAAAGGACAAGAGCGACACGUGGACGGCAGCUGCGUGACACCUCAAGUGAACAGUCGUGUGUUCUUGUAUGAUGUGCCACCAAAUCAAAGUUCUUCUGUCAAGCCUCCAUACAUUCCCAAACCCAAGCUGGAACGAAAUAUUGUUUUCGUGAGACUUCCUGGAGGUGGUCAAGGACCAGAACCCAUCGUGGUUCCUCCUCCGAGGAGAGAAACCAACUCUUCCUGGUGGAGUAGACCUCCAAACGGCGCUGAGUGCUGCCUGUUGGGUCAAGUUGUGGGAGGUGGUGGAAGUGGAGGAGGUGGUGGCAGUGGAAGCUCUGGUGGCGGUAUCGGAGGAGGAUUUGGAGGUGGCAUCGGAGGCAGCAGUGGAGGUGGCGUUGGAGGUAGUAUUGGCGGUGGAAAUGGAGGUGGUAUUGGUGCGGUUCUGGUGGGCAUCGGAAGUGGAUUUGGUGAAUUGGAGGCAGAAGUGGAGGUGGAUCCGGCAGUGGAAGCUACAAUCCCCCUAGUCCUUCCACCUUAUACGGUGGGCCAUAAUCAGCGGCCAAUUUAUAUUUAG
Messenger RNA from Penaeus vannamei (Pacific white shrimp), 588 nucleotides. The record is from RefSeq and is a predicted model, not a curated record. Lineage: Eukaryota; Metazoa; Arthropoda; Malacostraca; Decapoda; Penaeidae.